AAUAAACACUAACCCUCAUUUCAUUUCUCUUGCAUUUGGCGGAUUAAGAAAGUCUAUCCGCGCGGACAAUAGUUUCGUAUUAUCCGUACGCCUUGCUGCCCCAUAUUCAUUGGAGCGCACACGCCAGCCCAGUCUCCAGCGGGAAACCUGAACAGAAACGUAAUAAGGCGGACCUGCCGCGGGUAAUUUCGUCAAACCUGCUCUGCCAAAUUUCUCCUUUUUACCUCCCAAAGUCGCCGUGUGCAGUCGCGGAGUUUUAAGUUUAACACACACAAAACCAGAGAUAAACGGGCCAAAACAAACUCCACCUGUUUUUUUCCCUCAACUCCCUCCAUCCACUCUGCGCCUCCCUUUUCUUUCUCUUCCCAAACUCAAUUUCUCUUUCUGUACUCGAUCUCUCUCUCUCUUCCUACUUUCCAUCCCGCCAUCCCUCCGCUCCCCGGCGAUCUACGCCCUUCCUCCGCCGCCGCUGACAUUGCCGCCGGCUAGGGUUUCGGUGUCUACUGAUAUUCAUUCGUGUUCGUCGUAUGCUCGUCGGCCUUGCAGUUAGGGUUUCGGUUUCGGGAGGUUUCCAGAAUCGGAGCUCUCAUAACUGUCAGAUUCGGUCAGUGGUUGGGAGGACGAUAGUGAAUUAGGUUUACGGGAUUGAUAUCAGGAGAACUACGGGGAAGUUGAGUUGGCGAUUAGGUUAAUUUUUAUUGGAGUACUGGAUUUGGAAUCGGGGAGAGAGAGUCGAGUUCAUUGGAGCGCACACGCCACCCCAGUCUCCUGCAAGAAAUUGAGUAAUGAAGAUAAAGGAGGGAAAUGCGGGUCUAAUCAUAAACUUCGAGCUACUGCAUUUGCUGAAUUCAAGAGGUGCUGCUAAGGAUACCACCAGAGUGAUGGCUAGUGUGGGACGCUCUGAAUACAAGGUUUAUGAUUAUUUGGUGGGGACAGUUGCCUGCAAUCAAACUAAAGAGCACAUCAAUGAGUUCUUGGAAAAGUCUCAGAAAUUUAAGCUUACCAAAGCUGAGAUUCUGAGCAUCAUCAACACCAGGCCUUCCCAGUUAGUGGAGCUUGACCCGAUCGUAGAGCAACAAGAACAGCGACCAGAGCUUGAUAUGGAAGAACUGUUGGAGUUGAUCUUGCAAGUUUUGCCACCUCCUCCAUCAGAAACAGAACCAGAACCUGAACCAGAAUCAGAACCAGUUGAUGAGGACAACAAUAAAACUGCAGAUGCUGAAAAGAAUGUUCCCGAUGAGUAGACUAACUGUUCAGGGAUCUUUCCUCUCGAUACAUAGACUGAAAGGGUAUCAGUUGAACUGCAUUGUUAAUUUUUUUAUCAGUUGUUGCAACAAGUACAUGUUGCUGAUGUUAGUGAUCGGGUUAGUAUGAUAGAUAACAGCAACAAACCAUGAUCAGUAGGGAUCCAGGCCACUUGUUCUUUUAGUGCAUGCCAGGCUAUAAUGUUACAACGGAAAGCUUCGGACAAUUGUCAAUGUUAUGCUGUAUGAUAUAACAGAUUAUAAUUGCCUGCAAUGCAGUUGUAGCUUAUUUGAUUUAUUAUCAUCUCUUGGAUUACUUGCCUGUUUGAUAUAGCAGAUGCAAAAAUUAUGCUUUCUUGCGCAGGUUAUUGGACUUUGUGUACAUUGUGCUUUUAUAAACUCUGCAUUCAUUCUAGUCUGUGUUUUGGUCUCUGAGAUGCUGCUCAACUUGACGAUGGCUUGAAUGUUCUUUAGUUGGUGUUGUUUUCUCGAGUAGUUUCACCAUCCCCAAAUUUGCUGACCCUGAAUUUCCCCCUUGUGAGCCGGUCAAUUAACCUGACACCUCAUUGUGAAUCAAGGGAACAUUUGGAGGCCUGAUGUUUUUCUGCAGAUGAAAUUGUUUUAUCAUACAAUUUCCAUGAGCUGACUAACAAGCGAGUGAGAGUCGAUAUCGAGGCAAAUGAUUUGUCGAGAUUGCAAAGCUUUAUAUUUCCAUAGAGAAGGAAAGAUAAACAACUAUUGGAAUUAAAAAGAAUUCGGGCUUGCUUUCUCAAUUCACAUCUAUGAGCGAUGAUUCUUCUAUCUCUUGCUCGCUUCGAUCGGACUCUGACAGCUUAGGGAAGAAUGAUGGGUCGCUAACAAGGCCUCUAAAUGACCGCUCAGAAAAGGCCUACCUAUUUUUUUCCCAAUCUGUCGCUUGCUCGUCCCUCUCUCAUGAAAAUAAUCUCUCCUCUCUCGGCGGCUUUGACUCAUGUCUAUAGCCAGUUGCUAAGACGAUUCCCAUUCAAUCUCAUUCAACGAUCUAUCAAUGCUGCCCUUAUUCUUUCUUUUAUUAUUUAAAAUUCCUUUCUUUCUACUAAUUCUUACAUAAGCAAUUUGCAGGAAGUAAACGAAUCCUUCCGAACAACUAUAAAUAGCUUUAGCAUCU
Linum trigynum is the source of this 2391-nucleotide messenger RNA. NCBI's taxonomy places the organism in Eukaryota, Viridiplantae, Streptophyta, Magnoliopsida, Malpighiales, Linaceae. The record is from the annotation of a GenBank genome assembly.